GCUUAUAUACAACACUACACACACACUUCCUCAGUGGGAGACUGCAGGUCAUUUGUAUGUCUGCGCUGGAGCUUAUCUGAUUCUGCGCCGAUUACUCACCACAUCUCCUGACUCCGUCCAAAUGGGACAGCUGAGUGUUCCACAGCCAUCAGCUGGUUAUGCAAUCAGGAUCAACUCCAUCUUACUUUCACACGUUCUCUCUUUCUGUAGCAUCAUUAGUCCUAUGUAUAUCAGAAUACAUUACUGGGCCUACAAUAGUUCACAGCCUUCCACAGCUAACAAAACAUCUAUCAUUCUAGCUGAAUAUAGAAAGAUUAAAUGAUUGACAUAAAAUGUGAUGAAACUUGAGUAAUAUCUAUGAGAGAUGGUAAUCGCUGAGUAAGAUAAGUUAUGUAAGUUCUACUUUUUUUCUGAACCUUGAGAAGCCCAUUCCCUGUUUAAUCAAAACACAAUUAUCUAUUUAAUGAAAACAGCCAAUCCCUGUUUAAACAUUUAAAAUGUUUUUAAAUAAUAAAGAAAUGUAAAAAGAUACAACCAUUCCUAAUUGAUUACAAAAACAGUAAUUAUUUUAUUGAUUAUUGAGCUAAAUCUAAUGCAAACACAUGCUCCAUUCAUUUCCUAGAGCAAGGUGUCUGUAUUUAGUCUUUAUAUAGUGGUGGUUACCGCUCCCUGCAGCCAAGCCUGACAGUAAUCCUAGGAACUCCCUGUUCGCCCCCAGCAGGCUCAGGCCCACGAUCGACCCACUGACACCUGAUACAAUGACCUUAGGCCUGAGCCACACAAAGAGAUCAAUUAAUCAAUGAAUGAAUCAUAGCCAUGGAACAUACACCCAUACACUAUGCAUAGUUGUACUGUACAGGAUGCAGCCUAUGUGUACAGUGUGUGUGUUGUGUGACUGUUAGCUAUGGAAUAGAGAGAGUGAAGUUGUAUUCCUUCCUAAACUGUCUCAGUCAGUGUCCUUCUCUUAACAUCUUAAUCCACUGGAGCGCUCUAACUCGGUGUGCCUAUGUGACUUCCCUUGUCAACUCAUGUUCCCGCUAAGGUGCCUCAUGAGGCAAACAUACCCUCCUCCUGUAAGGGUUGAGUAGACGCUAUGUUUUUCAGCCGGGACUACUUGCUAGGUCCCAGCAGUGGUGGAAACUGGACUGAAGUGAAUUGAUUCAUGGGGGAUUAGAGAUUAAGAUUUCCCCUCCCGCUCGGAUGGGCUUUAGUGGAGUAAAUCUGGGGAUUAUGAUGUCAGAGGCCCAUGGUUGUCAGAGAGGAAAUUUAAUUGUCAGAGGAGUGCUGAUGGCCAGGAUUAUGGCACAGCCAGUGAGGAGAUGUGGGAAUGGGAAGCCUUGUCUGUGCCAUAACCCUGUACAGUGAAACCUUCAGGGAAGAACAUCAACCACUAUUGGAGUUUGGGAGUUGGUGGUCCAUGGCGCUGAGUGGAUUGUUCAGAUGCUUAGUCAGUGAGAGAGAGAGAGUUGUAUUAUCUUCUGCCUGCCCUUAAUGCAUCCUUGUCAAGUUCCUGCCCCUGCUGCUGCUAUUGAGGGGCUCACCAAGACCAAGAAGAUGAAGGUGAAAUGGACUCAGCUGGGCAUGGUGUUCUUCCUGUUGCUCUCCCUGGUCAUGACAGGAUGUUUCCUCUGGCAGUACCAGCUGCCAAAGUUACUGCCAGAUGAAGGCAUGGGAGGCAAUGCCAAAUCAGAACGGAUGUGCCCACGCUUCCCUGAGCCUCUCCCCCUGGAACACCCUAUCCCUACCCUGAAAGAGGCACUGGAGAAGAGUGCCUUCAAGUCUUCAAGACCCAGGGUGGACACACUGCUGCGCCAUAGUGUCAACCCUGCCAGUCUUCCCUCUUUGUCGGCCAUUGUGAUUUUCAAUGACACCGUUCUGUGGACUGGUAACUUUGGCAAGAGGAACGGAAGUGAUCCACUCUCAGCUCCACCCAAUGAGUACACCAUCUAUAGGAUCGCCAGCCUUUCAAAGAUCUUCCCAACGCUGAUGCUAUACAGGCUGUGGGAGGAUGGGAAGAUUGCCUCUCUGGAUGACCCGCUGGAGAAAUAUGUGGAGAACUUCACCAUUAAAAACCCUCUGGGCAAGUCACGGGACUCUGAGCUCAAGUACGUGACAGACGGUCUGAUCUUUCUGGACAGUGGAGAGGUUCAGAUCCGCUCCUCCUCUGUCACCCUGCGCAGGAUGGCCAGCCAGCUCUCAGGUCUACCCAGAAGACUUAGAGCCACUAACCUGCUGUGGAAGGGGAAAACACAGACUGCAGUAAAUCUGCUGCAAGACGAUGUCCUCGUUGCAGACCCUGGCACCAAAUGCCACUACAGUAACCUAGCCUUCUCCUUAUUGGCCCACGUCAUGGCUGAGAAGGUGGUGGGCAUGGACUACCAGCGCUGGAUCAAUGAUAACAUCCUGGACCGGCUGGGGAUGGAGGAUACAGGCUUCGACAUCACCCCAGGGAUCCACAGCCAGAUGGCUGUGGGCGUCUACUCCAAUGGCCAGCCAGCCCCUUUGUAUGACCUGGGCUGGUACCGCCCCUCAGGCCAGAUGUUCUCCACUGCCGCUGACCUUGCCAAGCUGGCUAUGAUGCUGCUGGGGGCCUACCAUCGCAAGCUCCUGGAGCCCGACACCCUGAAGAUCAUGCUGACCCCUCUGUUCCGCUGUGAUAAGGACUACUUUGCCAACCGCACUGGCACACCAUGGGAGGUGAAUGAGCAGUUGGGCUACGAGGUGGUGCGUAAAGACGGAGACCUAGACGGCUACUCAGCCACCUUCUCACUGGUGCCCAGGCUCAAGCUGGGCCUGGUGGUGCUGAUGGCUGGCACCAGACCUCAAAACCAGGAUGUGUUGGCCAAGGCUUACAGCCACAUAAUACCCGCCAUGGAGAGGGCGUUCCGGGAGUCCAAGAAGAUCCUCAUCCCUCCCCCUAAUCCAGACCCUUACAUAGGCUUCUUCACCUAUGGAAACAUCACCUUCUAUGAGAUCAAAGCUGGGGCAGAUGGGGUUCUGAUCAUGCAGCAGUUUGGACCCCAGAUUGAGGACCUGAUCCCAGAGACAUAUCGGACAAUAAAGCUGAACUACCUGGUGGACAGGGUGUUCAGGGUGGUGUUUGAGAAAGAGUACCCCUGUGUCUUGCGGGUCAGCACCGCCUCUGUCUCUCUUGAGGCCCAAGACGGGCAGCUCUUUAACUUUUAUGUGUUUGACAAGCGGGGUCUGUCCCCUGGCUUCGAUGCACCAGGACUGAAUACAUACAAUGUGGUCCGUAUAGCCCAUAGGCCGACUUUCUCAAACUAACUGAACUCAUACAUGGGAAAGACACAUGAAUGUGCAGGAUGACGGUCCUGUUUGGGUCUGUAGCCUAUAUUUAAUACUGAUAUAUUGAAAGAGCACAUUGCUGGAGGACAGUGAGUGGACAAUACCUUGAUGCAUUGCAAAAGAGGUACACCCAUUGAUGUCAACUCUUGUACAGAACGUUUUCUUUGAUUUCCAUGUCAAAUAAUGGCAUUGUAUAUAUUCAUCCUUUUUAUACAGUUGGUAACCUGACCUUAAACAUAUUAUACUGUACACAUUUAAUGUAUUGUGGCACAGUAAUAGAGGGGCUGGUUGUUUAGCAACAAACCGACGCCUGUGCAACCAUGGGGCAAAACAGACAGGGUUGGCUUGGAUUGUUGACAACA
This is a messenger RNA of Coregonus clupeaformis (lake whitefish), 3668 nucleotides long. Its product is annotated as putative beta-lactamase-like 1. The transcript has 8 exons. NCBI's taxonomy places the organism in Eukaryota, Metazoa, Chordata, Actinopteri, Salmoniformes, Salmonidae. Bases 1492 to 3285 code for a protein of 597 amino acids. The record is from RefSeq and is a predicted model, not a curated record.